Messenger RNA from Penicillium bovifimosum, 2862 nucleotides. RefSeq lists its product as uncharacterized. The transcript is spliced from 10 exons. Bases 1 to 2862 code for a protein of 953 amino acids. The record is from RefSeq and is a predicted model, not a curated record. NCBI's taxonomy places the organism in Eukaryota, Fungi, Ascomycota, Eurotiomycetes, Eurotiales, Aspergillaceae.
AUGUUCUCCGAACAGAAUAUCCCGAAAGCACUCCAGGAGCGUCUUGCACGUGCAAUAUCACGUGGCUUCACACGUGAAUAUCAAGACGAGAAGGAAAAAGAGGGUAAUACUAUCUGCCACCCUGAGCUAGCGCCUGCCACGCUAGAGAAAUACGACUAUGCGGUUAGCAAUUGGGCUCUAUGGAGGAUUUCUCGUAAUGAGUCCACUGACCCAGAUUUUCCAAACCUGCCUGUUCCGACUCCUGAGCUUCUGAAACUUUUCGCAGAGUUUUACAUCAAAUCAUGCAAAAGAGUUCCGUCUCAAACUUCGGCUUGUGGUCACUUCACCAGCUUUACGUCAAAGUGGGAGCGAGAAACUUCUCGAUCCCUUCCCAGGGAAGUCAAGAAUGAUGUUCUUAACUUCAUUAGAACCGAAUUAACAGUGAAACAUAAGCUCCCUACAAAGCCCAGAGAGCGCUUCCUGGUCAACGGAAAGGACAUAGAUUACCUGCUUCGACACCUGUUUGUGGAUGACUCUCACGAUUAUGUACAUGAGAGACACCUUUCAUUUCAUCUCAAAUGGAGCAAGGAAAGGGGAUGCUUGAUACGCUGGGUGACAAUUGAUCCCGAAUUCAUAAAAGGCUGGCGUUAUCGCGACGAUACUACCUUGCCAAAGAAUUGGUUUAGAGAGCAUCCAGUUCUUGGAAUGAGUUUUGUCUUCUGGGUAAUCGUUCAUGGGGUGGCGGAUGGUGCCUUUAAGGGACUUGCUACUGUAACAGAGGUUCUUGCCGCAAAGCCACCUAAGGGAAGAGAGUCAUGGACCCUAGAAUGGGACGAAACCGUAAAGAAUCUCCCAUUCUUCAGAAUGGUUGAUUCUGGAGGACCUAAAUCAUCGAAAGCAUUGACUUUCUCGUCGUUGCGGCACAACUUCACCAGCUUGGCCCAGCGCGACGGGUUCAAAGACCAGUUGCGUGUACAUGGGAUUCGAGGAGGCAUUGCAAACAAGAUCGACCCCAAGGCUUCUCAGGCUACUCGUGGGCAGGCUCUUGAUCACCAGAAUCAUGACACCUAUUUGAAAUAUCAGUCUUCACUCAAGGCACUAGAUAUACAGGCCUUAUUCUAUGAUUUAGAGCCUGACUACGAAUGCCGUGAUAUGGAACAAAGCAUGUCUCAUCACCGAGAUCCGAACGUACCACUCCAUCUCAAUGCAGCUACGAUCGCACAGUUCGAAACUGACGAUGAAAUUGUGAAGAUAAAUCAGAGAAUUGCCCACAUAACCCAGGAGAUUGCUGGAAGAUUGGAAGAAAAUAGCCACCUCCAAUUUGAACGGGCUCGUCUUUAUAGCAAGAAAGCAAAAAGAUUGCUAGCCUGGAAGAAGGAUUUCAUCAAAAGCUGGUGGGAUACUUCAUACGCUGAGUAUGUGUCUGGGAACGACUUCUCCGAACGCGACUCAACAUCUCUUUUUGACAUCUACAAGAAAUAUCUACCAGAGCGCUCCCGUCUCAGCGAGAAUCUCUUGAAGAAGGCAUCUCUAGAUAGUGAAGUUGGUCGACAGUGCCUGGAAGACAUGGUCACUAUUUGCACGUCAAGCGAACGUACCGUUUACUAUCCCGGCAUGGCCCCCGAGGGAGGGCGUUGUCCAAUAUGCGAGAAGUCUAUACUAGACAUUCCCCCACAAGGGAGAGCUAAGCAUAUCCUACAGUGUCGAAGAAAAUCCUUAAAUGGUGCACAGUACCAGCAGCGCUACAGGAACGAGAAGCGCGCCCAUCGACGCGUACAGCGCAGCUUUGUUCAAUUUUGCUAUCUUUGCGCCGAAAUUUUCCAUGACGAAAAAUCCUGGAAGAAUCAUUGCAAAUGCCAUCUCGAUGGGCUCAAGCCCCGAUGUGGUCUCCUGACCUUCCGUUCCACCCUUGUUGCCCCUGGUUUCUGUCCAUUCUGCUUAGGCGACAAAAGCAAGAAUCCCGACGAGAGAUUUCAACAAUGGGUCACAAAAUCAACUCUCUUGAACCAUAUUGACGAACACUUAGGUUCAGCGGACUCUUCAGCCGCAGUGUUCUGCCCUCAUCCAUGUUGCGAAGAAAGGAAAUAUGUUGACAACUUACAUCUCCGGCGACACUUCUUUGAUGCACAUUCAAUCGAAGAGCCGCGCUCAAAUUGUGUUAAACGAAAAAGGAAGUGGCAGCUUCAGCCAGAGCCAGUGGGAACUACUUUCGAGAUCAUGAGUGAUGAAAUAUUGCCGAGCCCAGAGGAUUAUAUUUCCACCACUCCGCAAACCAGUUUUGAAGAUCCGGAUAUGAGCUCUAUAGAUGAUCUCUUUAUGGAGUUCAUACGUGUUGGUGACAACUAUGUGCAGAACACUGACCAGCAAGCUCUAGGUCUGUGGUCAAGAAUGGGAGAAGAUGUCGAAGAAGUCGUUUCCGAAGAAGUCGUUCCUGAAGAAGUCGUUCCCGAAGAAGUCGUUUCCGAAGAAGUCGUUCCUGAAGAAGUCGUUCCUGAAGAAGUCGUUCCUGAAGAAGUCGUUCCUGAAGAAGUCGUUCCUGAAGAAGUCGUUCCUGAAGAAGUCGUCCCUGAAGAAGUCGUUCCUGAAGAAGUCGUUCCUGAAGAAGUCGUUCCUGAAGAAGUCGUUCCUGAAGAAGUCGUUCCUGAAGAAGUCGUUCCUGAAGAAGUCGUUCCCGAAGAAGUCGUUCCCGAAGAAGUCGAUUCCGAGGAAGAUGAUUUUGAUGAAGGCGAUGCGGGGGGAGAAGAUGUUGAUGGAGAAGAUGCCGAAGAAGCUAUCUCCAUCAAGGAGACCAAAAGGUGCCGAGUGUCCCGUACAGCCAUGGUUAUCAUCAGACCAUAUCACGCAUUGGCCGUCAUAAUCGAUGACUUGGAGAGUGCCACCUAG